ACAGCUUGGGGUCUGAGCCACUGUCUCCGCUGACUGGACACUGAGCUCCAGAGGGGUCUAAUCAUUCUCCGCCACAGGGGACCGCUCGCCCCAGCAGCAUGCCGCCAACCCCUUACAGAGCUGAAGAAGUGGUGAGUGAGUCACCGACCCCCCUAGCAAGCGGGGGUCGGUGUGAAGAUGGCGGCAACGGGGAGGGAGAGCAGUAUUAACUGCGCUCCUGUGAAGGUUCAGAGGCACAUGGUGCGGCGCUGUGAGGGGCGCCCUGAGCCAGCGCUUACCCCCACACUGGUCCACAAGUCUGUCGGGAUCAGUGGAUCUCAGCCAGCAAGUUUUACCUCAGGCCAGUAUAAUCUAUGAAGAGCGGGAAAACAGCACCAUUAAGGGGCAGAGCUUCUCAGCAGCGUUCCAGCACCAUUUUCCUGCCUGCGCAGUGCUGGAUGGAAGAACAGGUCCCUCCACAGCAGCUACAACUGUCAGCUACAACUGUCGUCCCAUCCCAUCUACAUCUUCGUCUAGCCUACUACCAUCUGCACAACUGCCCAGCUCCCAUAAUCCUCCUCCUGUUAGCUGUCAGAUGCCGCUGCUAGACAGCAAUACUUCUCAUCAGAUCAUGGACACUAACCCUGAUGAGGAGUUCUCCCCUAACUCAUACCUGCUCCGAGCAUGCUCAGGCGUACAGCAGCCUUCCAGCAGUGAACUCGCAGAAGGACAAAGAGAGGGAGAUGGAGAGACUUAUAUACUCUACCUCCAAACAGAGGCAUCUACACUACUGAGGGAGGGAGACACAAAGCAGAGAUUUCUGGGAGGUCCCACAAAUCAUCACAGCCAGUCAACACUUCGGCCUCCUCUUCCUCCUCCACACAAUCAUACUUUAUCUCAUCACCAUUCUUCAGCCAACUCCCUCAACAAGAACUCCCUGACUAACAGACGAAACCAGAUUCAUGCACCAGCUCCUGCUCCUAAUGAUCUGGCUACAACUCCAGAGUCUGUUCAGCUUCAGGAUAGCUGGGUCCUCAACAGCAAUGUUCCACUGGAGACCAGUCACAAAGGACUCUGCCAGUGGGCAAGGCUACAGAAACAAUAUGAAGAUGUUGGAAGGAGGUCAGAGAGGGAAAGCAGGACCAAUUAUAUGCCCCCUGGCAAAAAUUUGAAACACUGGGAAAGGCACUUCUUGUUCAAGACAUCAUCAGGAACGACUCCUUUAUUCAGCAGCUCUUCUCCUGGAUAUCCGCUGACUUCAGGAACAGUCUACACUCCUCCACCGAGACUGCUACCCAGAAACACUUUCUCCAGAAAUGCCUUUAAGCUGAAAAAGCCAUCCAAGUACUGUAGCUGGAAAUGUGCCGCUUUAUCGGCCAUUGCUGCAGCGGUUCUUCUCGCUAUUUUGCUGGCUUACUUCAUUGCAAUGCAUCUCCUUGGCCUGAACUGGCAGCUCCAGCCGGCAGACGGACAUACCUUUAACAAUGGAAUAAGAACAGGCAGUGAUGAUGUUGCAACAAUGCCAUCUGGAGGCAAAGGACCGUGGACCACUACAAGAAACAGCAGUAUAGACAAUGGAGAAGUAGAAAUUGGCCGUCGGAUCACACAGGAAGUACCAGCAGGGGUGUUUUGGAGAUCACACAUCCACAUCAUUCAACCGCAGUUCCUAAAAUUUAAUAUCUCAUUAGGGAAGGAUGCUCUGUUUGGUGUUUACAUACGGAGAGGCCUACCUCCAUCACACGCUCAGUACGACUUCAUGGAGCGCUUGGACGGCAAGGAGAAGUGGAGUGUUAUAGAAGCCCCGAGAGAACGUCGCAGUAUCCAGACCUUGGUGCAAAAUGAGGCUGUGUUUGUCCAGUACUUGGAUAUUGGAAUCUGGCAUUUGGCCUUUUACAAUGAUGGGAAGGACAAAGAGAUUGUAUCAUUCAAUACAGUUGUCUUAGAUUCUGUUCAGGAUUGCCCUCGGAAUUGUGAUGGGAACGGGGAAUGUGUGUCAGGAGUCUGCCAUUGUUUCCCAGGAUUCCAUGGAGCAGAUUGUGCAAAAGCUGCUUGUCCAGUUUUGUGUAGCGGCAAUGGACAGUACUCCAAAGGCACCUGCAUAUGCUACAGUGGAUGGAAAGGGGCAGAGUGUGAUGUACCCAGCAGUCAGUGUAUAGACCCGACAUGUGGAGGCCAUGGCUCUUGCAUAGAAGGAAACUGUGUAUGUUCCGCAGGGUUUAAAGGAGACAACUGUGAAGAAGUGGACUGUAUGGACCCAACAUGCUCCAACCAUGGAGUGUGUGUGAAUAAGGAAUGCCUGUGUAGCCCUGGAUGGGGUGGCCAGAACUGUGAGCUACCGAGAACUCAAUGUCCAGAUCAGUGCAGUGGACAUGGAACAUACCUCACUGACACAGGUCUGUGUAGCUGUGAUCCUAACUGGAUGGGUCCUGAUUGCUCAGUUGAGGUAUGUUCAGUGGAUUGCGGCACUCAUGGUGUUUGCGUUGGUGGAGCAUGUCGCUGCGAAGAAGGGUGGACUGGGGUGGCAUGUGACCAACGUGUUUGCCACCCUCGCUGCACUGAACACGGAACUUGCAAAGAUGGAAAAUGUGAAUGCAGAGAGGGCUGGAAUGGGGAGCACUGCACCAUUGAUGGCUGCCCUGAUCUUUGCAAUGGCAAUGGGAGAUGCACACUCGGUCAGAACAGCUGGCAGUGUAUCUGCCAGACCGGCUGGAGAGGGUCUGGAUGCAAUGUUGCCAUGGAAACUUCUUGUGCUGAUAACAAGGAUAAUGAGGGAGAUGGGCUUGUGGACUGCUUGGAUCCAGACUGUUGCCUUCAGACAACUUGUCAGUCAAGUUUACUUUGCCGCGGAUCACGUGAUCCUCUUGAUAUCAUCCAGCAAAGCCCGUUGGGCUCACCAGCAGUGAGGUCUUUUUAUGACCGAAUCAAACUUCUGGUAGGAAAAGACAGCACACACAUCAUUCCUGGAGAAAAUCCCUUCAACAGCAGCCUUGUCUCACUAAUAAGAGGACAAGUCAUGACCACAGACGGAACUCCGCUAGUUGGUGUCAAUGUGUCUUUUGUGAAAUAUCCAAAAUAUGGUUAUACCAUAACACGCCAGGAUGGCACGUUUGACUUAAUAGCCAAUGGCGGAGCUUCCUUAACUCUUCACUUUGAGCGAGCCCCCUUCAUGAGCCAAGAGAGGACUGUGUGGCUGCCCUGGAAUAGCUUUUAUGCUAUGGAUACCCUUGCAAUGAAGACAGAAGAAAACACCAUUCCAAGCUGCGACUUAAGUGGCUUUGUGAGGCCUGACCCAGUUAUUAUUUCUUCUCCUCUUUCCACCUUCUUCAGCUCUUCACCCAGGCGGAACCCUAUUGUCCCAGAGACACAGGUUCUUCAUGAGGAGAUAGAGAUGCCAGGCUCAAACUUAAGACUUUGCUAUCUAAGUUCUCGAACUCAGGGGUACAAGUCAUUAUUAAAAAUCACUAUGACCCAAUCUACGGUUCCGCUUAACCUUCUUAAAGUUCAUUUGAUGGUGGCAGUUGAAGGACAUCUUUUCCAGAAGACAUUCCAAGCAUCACCAAAUUUAGCCUAUACAUUUGUCUGGGAUAAAAAUGAUGCAUAUGGUCAAAAAGUGUAUGGACUGUCGGAUGCCGUCGUGUCUGUUGGCUUUGAAUAUGAAACAUGUCUUGGUCUUAUUUUAUGGGAAAAAAGAACGGCAAUCUUGCAAGGUUUUGAACUGGAUCCCUCAAACCUUGGUGGCUGGUCUUUGGAUAAGCACCAUAUACUAAAUGCUAAAAGUGGCAUCCUGCAUAAAGGCAGCGGAGAAAAUCAGUUCCUUUCACAACAACCUGCUGUCAUUAUGAGCAUUAUGGGUAACGGGCGCAGGAGAAGUAUUUCUUGCCCGAGUUGCAAUGGUCUCGCUGAAGGGAACAAGCUAUUGGCUCCAGUAGCUCUGGCGGUUGGAAUUGACGGAAGCCUCUUUGUGGGAGAUUUUAAUUAUAUAAGACGCAUCUUCCCCUCCAGAAAUGUCACCAGUAUUCUGGAACUUCGAAACAAAGACUUUAAACAUAGCAACAACAUAGGACAUAAGUAUUAUCUGGCAGUAGAUCCUGUGUCAGGUUCAAUAUUUCUGUCCGAUACGAACAGCCGCAGAAUUUACAAAAUCAAGUCCCUGACAGGGGCAAAAGAUAUUGCCACCAACUUAGAGGUUAUCGCUGGCAAUGGCGAACAGUGUAUGCCCUUUGAUGAGGCCAGAUGUGGUAAUGGUGGCAAGGCAGUGGAUGCCAUUCUGACUAACCCAAGAGGUAUUGCUGUUGACAAGAAUGGACUAAUCUUUUUUGUUGAUGCAACAAUGAUACGAAAAGUUGACCAAAAUGGAAUAAUUUCAACGCUACUAGGAUCUAAUGACCUUGCAGCAGGACGACCUCUAAGCUGUGAUUCAAGUAUGGACAUCACUCAGGUACGCAUGGAAUGGCCGACGGAUUUAGCUGUUAAUCCAAUGGAUAAUUCCCUCUAUGUUUUAGAGAACAAUGUUAUUUUGCGCAUAACAGAAAACCAUCAAGUCAGCAUUAUAGCUGGACGUCCGAUGCACUGUCAGGUACCUGGCAUAGACUAUUCCCUCAGCAAACUGGCUAUCCAUUCCGCACUCGAGUCUGCCAGUGCCAUAGCUGUUUCCCACAGUGGGAUCCUUUACAUUGCAGAAACAAACGAAAAGAAAAUUAAUCGAAUACGACAAGUGACAACUAAUGGUGAAAUCUCUCUUUUAGCUGGGGCAGCUUCUGACUGCAACUGCAAAGACGAUGUCAACUGCAAUUGCUAUGCUGGGGAUGAUGGCUAUGCUACUGAUGCGCUUUUAAACUCGCCGUCAUCCCUAGCUGUAGCACCCGAUGGCACAGUAUAUAUUGCAGACCUGGGAAACAUUCGGAUAAGAGCUGUUCUUGAAAACAAACCUGUUCUUACUUCAUUUAAUCAGUAUGAAGUUGCAUCCUCAGGGGAACAAGAGUUAUACAUAUUUAAUAUCAAUGGUAUUCAUCAGUACACUCAGAGCCUGGUCACAGGAGAAUAUCUCUACAAUUUUACUUACAGUGCUGACAAUGAUGUGAUAGAAGUUAUUGAUAAUAGCGGCAACUCUUUGAAAAUCCGCAGGGAUUCUAAUGGUACUCCGCGACAUUUACUAAUGCCAGACAAUCAGAUAAUCACCUUGACACUCACUACCAGUGGAGGACUGAAGUUGGUUUCAACACAAAGUCUGGAGCUGUCUUUGAUGACAUACGAUGGAAAUACUGGACUGCUGACUACAAAAAGUGAUGAGACUGGCUGGACAAUGUUUUAUGAUUACGACAACGAAGGCCGCUUGACCAAUGUAACACGUCCGACUGGAGUUGUUACAAGUCUGCACCGAGAAAUGGAAAAAUCUAUUACUAUUGACAUAGAAAAUUCCAACCGCGAUGACGAUGUCACAGUCAUAACCAAUCUUUCCUCUGUUGAGGCAUCGUAUACAGUGGUUCAAGACCAAGUAAGGAACAGCUACCAGUUAUGCAGUAAUGGGACACUGAGAGUACUGUACGCAAAUGGGAUGGGGAUCAGUUUCCACAGCGAACCCCAUAUUUUGGCUGGCACAGUAACACCUACAAUUGGACGGCGCAAUAUUUCUUUGCCCAUGGAAAAUGGCCUGAACUCAAUCGAAUGGCGGCUACGUAAAGAGCAGACGAAAGGCAAAGUGACUGUGUUUGGGAGAAAACUGCGAGUCCACGGAAGAAACUUAUUGUCCAUAGAUUUUGAUAGGAAUUCUCAUACUGAAAAAAUAUACGAUGAUCACCGGAAGUUUACCCUGAGAAUCGUCUAUGAUCAAGUAGGACGACCACUCCUCUGGCUUCCAAGCAGCGGAUUAGCGCCUGUCAACGUGUCUUAUUUCUACAAUGGGAGAUUGUCUGGAUUUCAGCGCGGGGCCAUGAGUGAAAGAGCAGAGAUGGACAAACAAGGGAGAAUUAUCUCCCGCUCAUUUGCAGAUGGAAAGACGUGGAGUUAUACAUAUCUUGAAAAGUCCAUGGUGCUCCUUCUUCAAAGUCAGAGGCAGUACAUCUUUGAAUAUGAUUCAUCCGACCGCCUAUACUCUGUAACCAUGCCUAGUGUUGCUCGGCAUAGUAUGUCAACCCAUACAUCUAUUGGAUACAUCAGGAAUAUAUACAAUCCUCCAGAAAGCAAUGCAUCAAUCAUAUUUGACUACAGUGAAGAUGGCCGAAUUCUGAAGACAUCAUUUCUUGGUACUGGUCGACAAGUGUUCUAUAAGUAUGGGAAGCUGUCAAAGUUAUCUGAGAUCAUAUAUGACAGCACUGCAGUCACCUUUGGUUAUGAUGAAACCACUGGAGUUUUAAAAAUGGUCAAUCUGCAAAGUGGUGGUUUUUCUUGUACAAUUCGCUAUCGGAAAAUUGGACCAUUAGUGGACAAACAGAUAUACAGGUUUUCUGAAGAAGGUAUGGUUAAUGCUAGAUUUGAUUACACUUACCAUGACAACAGUUUCCGAGUGGCAAGCAUUAAACCUAUCAUAAGUGAAACCCCGCUUCCUGUUGAGUUAUACCGUUAUGAUGAUAUUUCUGGAAAAAUUGAACACUUUGGUAAAUUUGGCGUAAUAUACUAUGAUGUCAAUCAGAUCAUUACUACAGCAGUCAUGACCUUGACAAAGCAUUUUGACACUCAUGGACGCAUUAAAGAAGUUCAGUAUGAAAUAUUUAGAUCACUCAUGUAUUGGAUGACUGUUCAAUAUGACAGUAUGGGUCGGGUUAUAAAAAGAGAGCUGAAACUUGGUCCUUAUGCCAACACGACUAAGUACACAUAUGAAUAUGAUGGAGAUGGUCAGCUAUUAACUGUUGCAGUUAAUGACAGACAAACAUGGCGUUACAACUAUGACCUAAAUGGAAACCUGUACCUGUUGACUCCUGGAAAUGGUGUACGUCUGCUGCCUUUGCGAUAUGAUCUCAGAGACAGGAUAACACGCUUAGGGGAUGUACAAUACAAAAUAGAUGAUGAUGGGUUCCUGAGUCAAAGAGGUGCUGAUAUUUUUGACUACAACUCAAAGGGCCUUCUCACCAAAGCCUACAACAAGGUCCUCGGAUGGAAUGUACAAUAUCGCUAUGAUGGGUUGGGGCGUAGAGCUUCAUGUAAAACUAAUUUAGGCCUUCAUCUCCAGUUCUUUUAUGCUGAUCUUCACAACCCAACACGCGUUACUCAUGUCUAUAAUCAUUCAAAUUCCGAAAUUAUUUCUUUGUACUAUGAUUUGCAAGGCCAUCUUUUUGCAAUGGAAAGCAGCAGUGGGGAAGAGUAUUACAUUGCCUCCGACAAUACAGGCACGCCACUGGCAGCCUUCAGCAUCAAUGGGGUGAUGAUUAAACAGUUACAAUAUACUCCCUUUGGUGAAAUUUACUUUGAUUCAAAUCCAAAUUUCCAGCUUGUCAUUGGGUUUCACGGAGGAGUCUAUGAUCCUUUAACAAAACUUGUACAUUUUGCCCAGAGAGAUUAUGAUGUGUUGGCUGGUCGCUGGAUAUCUCCAGAUUACACAAUGUGGAAGAAAAUUGGACGAGAUCCUACUCCUUUCAAUUUAUACAUGUUUAAGAAUAACAAUCCUCUGAGCACUGAAAUGGAUUUAAAAAACUAUGUAACAGAUGUGCAAAGCUGGUUGGUGAUGUUUGGAUUUCAACUGAGUAACAUUAUUCCUGGUUUUCCAAGAUCCAAAUUGCACUUUGUGCCACCUCCAUAUGAACUGACUGAGAGUCAAGAAUGUGAAAACGGACAGCUAAUUACUGGUGUUCAGCAGACCACUGAAAGACACAAUCAAGCAUUUAUGGCAUUGGAGGGUCAGACCAUAGUAAAACGACUGCACGCAAACAUAAGAGAGAAACUGGGACACUGGUUUGCAACUACAGUUCCGAUAAUUGGAAAAGGAAUAAUGUUUGCAAUCAAGGAAGGCAAAGUGACAACAGGAAUGUCUAGCAUCGCCAGUGAAGACAGUCGGAAAAUUGCUCUGGUGCUUAACAGUGCACACUAUCUGGAAAAAAUGUACUACAACAUUGAAGGAAAGGACACACAUUAUUUUGUGAAAAUCGGCUCAUCUGACAGCGACCUAGUCACCUUGGGUUUGACGACAGGUCGUAAAACACUUGACAGUGGAGUUAACAUUACAGUUUCCCAGCCAACUCUGCUUAUAAAUGGAAGGACUCGCAGGUUUACAAACAUAGAAUUACAGCAUUCAUCCCUUAUUUUAAAUAUCCGCUAUGGAUUGACUGUCGACACUCUGGAUGAAGAAAGAGCAAGAGUUCUUGACCAAGCACGUCAGCGGGCACUGAGUGCCGCUUGGGCAAAAGAGCAGCAAAAAGCACGGGAUGGUAAGGAAGGUAGCCGUUUAUGGACUGAGGGUGAAAAACAACAGCUUUUAAGCACAGGAAGAGUUCAAGGAUAUGAGGGGUACUAUGUUCUUCCGGUGGAGCAGUACCCUGAGCUUGCAGACAGUAGCAGUAACAUCCAGUUCUUGAGACAGAACGAAAUGGGAAAGAGGUAACAAAUUAAUCUGCAGUCAUCCAUUCCUGGAUGAAUCAGUAUUAACAACUGUUAUCUCCUCUCCUAAGGAGAUGAAGACCUAAUUGGGGCACUAGGCUGAAUUGUUUUGUGACAGUUAAGUAGCAGGAAAGCUCACAUUUUUUGAGUUGUACGCUGCUGAAAACCACAAAUUGAAGUGGACUCGAAGCCUGACAUAAUAUACAACACAACUAAACACAAAGUACCCCUGUGAUAUUACCCACUUCUUCUGGGUCUCUGCUCAAUAAUAAAUAAGGCCUCUAAUUACCUCACUUUGACAUGUGAGUAAAGUUUCAAAUAAUUCAAAAUGGCCACCCUUUACAAGAUCUUUUGCUGAAAACUACUAAGACUGCUUCUUUGAUAAGUAUUCCGAUGUUUUGAUUUAUGAAGAAUGCUUACUGCAUUGAAACAAACAAAAUGAGAUUUAAAAAAAAGACUUUGGAGUGAUUUGUAGACUUAAUUCAGAAAAACAAAGAGCACUGGAUAGACUCUUGACAAGAAAACACAAACUUGACUUGCACUCUUAUCCCAAAAUGCUCUGACUUAAUUUAUUCAUACAGUGGGUAGAGUGUGAUGUGUGAGUCAAAUUGGAGGCUUCACUACAGUUAAAUUCAUCCUCUUGUUUGUAUUUGAGAAAUCCAUUGUGGACAAUACAGUAUAACACAGUUACAGGGUGUAGUCUGUCUAGAAUCAGUAGUUUGUUGGUAUCAGUUCCAGUAGAGAUGUGGGCAUUGUGACACUAUCGCAAGUGGGCACCUCUUCUGAGAUCACCCUGUUCAUAUAAAAAAGGCCAGAUGGCACAAUCACUGUUUCAGAUUAAAACUAGAAAUGUGUUUGUUUGGUCAAAACAAUAAACUGAGACAAUCACCUUGCAGUCACUACAAAAAAAUGAUUAUGAACUUUUGGUAUUUUUUUUUUUUUUUUGUAAUAUACAUGUAUGAACUGUUCAUUGAGUUUUUAUAUUAUUUUAAUUUGCUGCUAAAUGAAGAUUAGAGACAGGCAAAGAUAAUUUAUGGCAAAGUGUUUAAAUU
Messenger RNA from Pseudophryne corroboree (corroboree frog), 9557 nucleotides. It is a transcript of the gene TENM2, whose product is annotated as teneurin transmembrane protein 2. Gene Ontology annotation, biological process: neuron development; heterophilic cell-cell adhesion; signal transduction. The coding region runs from base 575 to 8509 and encodes 2644 amino acids. The record is from RefSeq and is a predicted model, not a curated record. NCBI's taxonomy places the organism in Eukaryota, Metazoa, Chordata, Amphibia, Anura, Myobatrachidae. Gene Ontology annotation, cellular component: membrane; neuron projection. The transcript has 30 exons. Gene Ontology annotation, molecular function: cell adhesion molecule binding; protein heterodimerization activity; protein homodimerization activity.